AUGCCGCUCAAAUCAGCCAACGCAAGCGCUGGCGCUGGUAGUGGCAGCACGCACCACACCCGGCGGUACGAGGGCGGCAAUCCCAGCGGACGUCGCACGGGUGUACCGCGAGUGGAAAUCACGCAGAAGGGCACCACCGUCACCGAGGAGGAUGACAGAACAGAAACUGAGCCCCAGAAGCGGCACAUCAGCGACCCGAGGUCGUCGUCUGCGCGGCGUCAGAAGGCUGGAGAGGAUGCGCUGCUGCAGCGUAAACCGUUGUCGUUAUCGUCAACGCGUACGCUUAACGCGUCCUCUCCAGCCUUCAUACCGUACCAGUACUUGGGGCAAGAGCAGUGCGGCAAUGCUGACGACGACGUCGCCGCCUCUACCCACAGCGUUUUCUCCUUUUCCACGACCACGUCCCCGCUGAUGCACAUGGACGGCACAUACGGCGGCAGCUCCCUCUUCUCCCCGCUCGCCUUCGCGUCCUCGCUGAAUGCAGGGCAUCCCGCUACCGCGAUGUCACCCACCCUCCCUUCCUCAGUUGCAAAUCUUGACCUGUUGCCCGCUGGUGCCACCUUUGCCUCCAUCGCAUCAAACGCCACGGGCACCUCUGCGCCUUCUGCACAGUCGUCUCAUCAACUGCGCGGCGCAUACGCGAGGGCAACCGCUGCUGCUGCCGCUGCCGCCGCUGCCGCUGCCGCUUCCGCGCUGCACACUCCGCACACCGAUCCGUGCGUGUCGCACGCCGCCGCGACCACCUCUGCCGUCGGUGCGGGGACGGCAGCUGUUCCGUCACACACCCACUCAGAGCCGCAGCAGUGCUGUGCGACGCGCAAAGCUGCAGUCACGGCGCCGUCAAGCGCCAACGCCGUGUACGGUCCGUCGGUUCCGGUGUUCUACUCGCAGUUCAUCGACAUUGCCACCGGCACCACCUCCAUGACCCCCUUCGCGUUGUUGCAGGAUCAACUCGACUUUGACGACGCUGACCGGCUCAGUGAGGCUUUUGAUGGCUGCCGCGGAGAGGCCGAAAUCCCACAGGCGCCGGCGAUCAUUCUCGCCGCCGCUGCGGUGCCGCCGUCCCCGUUGACGCUGGCGGUGGAGAGGGAGGAGACAGAGGCGCAGAGGGUGCGUCAGGCACCCUGCUCGGCCAGCCAGCGGGCCUCACAACGCCGUGUCUCGGCAAUCACCGCGGCUGUCCUAGCAAGCCAAGACGCUCAGCUCGCGGAACGCUCUCAGCGGUACACCGAGUCUGAGCAUGCGCGCCACGAGCGGGUUUCUGCUACCACCGCCGCAGCUCUGAGCACAAAUGAGGCAUCUUUCACUCAGCACCCCGCCAAUAAGGACGCGAGCGACGCCGCCACCGCCAAGCCGACCGCGACGGCCCAGCACCACACAUCUGCGUCCACGAUGGCCACGGCGAGCGAGGCAGGGACAACCACACACGAGACACCAAAGCGCCGCCCAUCCACGGUGUCCACGGCGACUGCUGGCACUGGCAACAGUAACAAGGAGCGAAUGCCCGUCACGCCCAGCAUCGACGGCACUGCAUUCGUGGUGAAGCGCUUGCAUACCUGUUUGGCGAGUACGGGUGAGCGCGCAGAGGACAGCCGGACAGGGUCCGUUAUGGGACUCACCGGCACCACGCGCCGCGGCCUGUCUGCUUGCGGCGACGACAACAAUGACGAGGGGCGCCGCAGCGACACUGUGACCCCAACAGCGACACCUGCGAAGGUGCUGGCGGCUGAGGGGUCUCCGUUCGCGGCGGCUGCGACUGUCUCCGGCGACGCAUCCACCGCCCGCGCGCACCGCCGCUCCUUGUCACAUGAGGACAGCGUUGUUGCCAACUCUGAGUCCGGCAUGAGCGAGCCGACACGUCCCACCCACAUAGUCCAUCAUAAUCACAGCAGCAGCAGCAGCAGCAGCAACGCCCACCUCCAGCGCGCCAUGAUGCAGCUUAUUGCACAGAUCCACACAAACAACGCCAAGGGGCAGGCCUCCUCGUCCGCUGCUGCUGCUGCUGCUGCCGUCACACCGCAGAAGUCUGGCAUCCACAACGCCGCGUUUGGUGAGACGGGUGCUGCAUCCACCACAUCCACCACCUUCAAGACGCCUGAGGCUGAGCGGGUCCCGUCGGCCCGCCCUAGCGCGUCCAAGAAUGCCCCGAGUCGAAACAUUACCACCAUCAUCCACACACCGAACACGCCCGGCUCACAUCACGGCGAGUUGUCUGCGACCACGAAGACAAUGAGCACAUCGGAGGCGUCGCGGCAUCAUCACAGUGCUGCGGAGGCUGCGGUAACGGCGAAGGGCGCGCAGCGGUCGCUUGCAAGCUGUCUUGAGUCCAUUUCACCUCAACGCGGAGAGCGUGCGCGCAACAGCGGCAACGCAGCGGGUGCAAAGGUGGCGACCGCCACGUCACAGGCCCCGCUGCCGCUGUCGGCCCCGGCGUCCUUCACCUCGGCUGAGGCUGCAGGGAGGAUGCCGGUACCACGCUCCCAGCGCCGUGGCGCGAAGCAGGGGUCUGUCAACGCCACUUCCGCAGGGGCCAACGUGACUGUCGCGUGCGCUGCCACUGCUUCUGCGACUGAGUCUCAAGCGCCGGCGGUGCAGACGACCAGCUACGCGGUGGUGAUCGAGGGCCACAUGCAGCGCCUUGUCACGGCCGUCUCGUCCACGAUACUGAAGCGAGGGGUCUGCGUUCUGUUCGAGGAGGACCGCGGCAUUGACAUGGGCCGCGUCGUGCAGUGCGAUGUGCUGGAUGGCGACGAGGCUGCCGGCACACUGGCCACAAUGGCCUCGGCGACGUCGCCGCUCACCCGUAAGGACCGCCCCGCACCCGUGCUGCGACUAGCUACAGCGGAGGAGGAGUACCGCUGGCUGUACGCUGAUGUCAAGGAGGCGGAGUCAACGUUGGAGCCGUGCCGCGAGGCGGCCGCACGUCUUGGGCUGCCGGUGAAGGUGGUGGCGGCGGUAUAUCAGUUCAACAAGGCGAAGCUCACCUUCUACUACGAGAGCCCCACCCGCGUCGACUUCCGUCCUCUGCUGCCGUCGCUCUUCUCGCGCUUUCACUGCCGCAUCUGGAUGGCCCGCCUGGAGACACCGACAACAGCAAUGACGGCCUUGGGCGGCGCUGAGGAGGUGGAGGACGUUCACACCCGCUUGCAGGCCGAGGGAAGAGCGCUGAGGCGGUCAUGA
Messenger RNA from Leishmania braziliensis MHOM/BR/75/M2904, 3180 nucleotides. RefSeq lists its product as hypothetical. The coding region runs from base 1 to 3180 and encodes 1059 amino acids. NCBI's taxonomy places the organism in Eukaryota, Euglenozoa, Kinetoplastea, Trypanosomatida, Trypanosomatidae. Gene Ontology annotation, cellular component: cytoplasm. The transcript has a single exon. The record is from RefSeq and is a predicted model, not a curated record.